Messenger RNA from Fusarium keratoplasticum, 1092 nucleotides. RefSeq lists its product as uncharacterized. Bases 1 to 1092 code for a protein of 363 amino acids. The transcript has a single exon. The record is from RefSeq and is a predicted model, not a curated record. NCBI's taxonomy places the organism in Eukaryota, Fungi, Ascomycota, Sordariomycetes, Hypocreales, Nectriaceae.
AUGGCAUUUUUCAACUCGAUUUCCACCUCCGCGGUCUUGACCCUACUUUCAUGCAUUCCUCUUGCCACUUCGCAAAAUACCCCAAAUGAGCACCUCGUCCUGGCUGAUUGCGGCAUCGGCCAGGGCCCUGAUGGCGGCUCAACCUCCCGCGAGGCGUUCUACUACAACAGCCACGUCUGGACGGGUAACGGUGACGAGACAAAUAACCCAACCAUGGUGGUCAACGUGCCGUGGUCCGGCCAAUAUCCCUGGACCCAGCAAGGCGGCAUCGGUUUCACUAUGCCCAACGGCGAUGAUUUUGCUGUCCUUAUCAAGGCCGACGUGAAGGACCCCAAUGAUGCAGGAAUCGCAGCUCACGCUUUCGAAUCCGACAAGGAUUUGACCUGUUAUUCGUACCACAAGGAUAAGGUCUACCAGCUGGCUGACGGCACGUGGUGCUCGAGUGCAUAUGUUUGCAACCACUUUGAUAAGGCCUACGCCCUCCCGGGCGAGUCCCUACCCAAGCCCUCCCCUAAGCCGACAACCCCUGAGCCUCAGAAAACGGAGAUCAGGGGCUCUACGAAUGCUGAUUGGGUUGAGUUCUACAACAAGCCGGCUGCACGCAUUAUGGCGACAGCCCGAGAUGCCUUCAACGAAGACAGCUAUAAUUGCGACACCACUAAGCGCUCAAUCAGUGACAAGUGCACCAUCAGGUGGGAGUGCUCCGGCGACCCGGCGACCGAUGCCUUGGACAAGAUGGCCUCUGUCUUUGAAGAACUAUCGAAGUCCUCAAAGUUCACGAGCGAGCGAGAGGUAACUACUGAAGUUUGCCGAUCCCCUGACACGCGCCCUGGCAGGGAAGGGUCAUGCCGCCUGUAUGAGACGAAAGUCGAUAAGUACUUCAAGAUGCCUAGCACCAUCGAACUGGUUAUGCGCAACCUUCCGAGGCCCGGAUCCGGUGAUAAUUCCAACGAGCAUGGGAGGAUGAAGUAUACGGUUGAAUGCGAGGCUUCGGUGUGGGAGUGCACUCUGUGCAAGGGCAUUGGCAAGGCCCUGUCCAUCCCUGUACCUUCUGUCGGGUUUGCGGUCUGGCUGGGUUGUACCGCCUGUUAG